Molecule: messenger RNA, 549 nt
Organism: Pneumocystis murina B123
Lineage: Eukaryota; Fungi; Ascomycota; Pneumocystomycetes; Pneumocystales; Pneumocystaceae
Exons: 5
Coding region: 1-549 (182 amino acids)
Source: RefSeq, a predicted model, not a curated record
AUGAUAGUUACUCAACAUCUUCCUGUAGACUUAUUACGUUCACUACAGUUGAUACGACAACUUGAUGAUGAGAGCUCAAUUUGUAUAAAUCAACUGGACGAACUUGCUUUAACAGUAUCAACUGCUGAACCAGAAAAAUAUGUUCAGAUGGCUCGAUUAUUGAAAAUAUCUACACAAAACCGUUCCAUAGCAUUAACAGAAACAUGCAGACUUCAUAAAACAGUCGAACGACACCUUGAUGCCAUUGAACAAACAUUACAAAGCCUACAAGAAGCAUUAGUAGAAAAUCAACAAGUAAAAGAACUGGAAAUCAUAAAUAAAGAAAAAUUGAAAACUAAAAAAAAACAUCGUAAUAUUUCAAAAGAGCCAAGAUAUUGUUUUUGUAAUCAAAUUUCAUAUGGACGAAUGAUUGCAUGUGAUAAUGAUAAAUGUAAAAGAGAAUGGUUUCAUUGGGAUUGCGUGUCUAUCACUUCGGUACCUAAAGGCAAAUGGACAUGUUCAGAUGAAUGUGCAUCUUCUAUUGGUCUCAAAAAAAAGAAAAAAUCCUAG